This is a messenger RNA of Diaporthe batatas, 630 nucleotides long. RefSeq lists its product as uncharacterized. The transcript has 2 exons. The record is from RefSeq and is a predicted model, not a curated record. Bases 1 to 630 code for a protein of 209 amino acids. Lineage: Eukaryota; Fungi; Ascomycota; Sordariomycetes; Diaporthales; Diaporthaceae.
AUGGCUCAACCACAGGACAUUACCUACCGCGGAAAUUGUGUUUGUGGUCGGUACCGGUAUGAAAUAUGCUUGCCUGAUGUGAUAGAGUCUGCCUCCUCUUGCACCUGCAGCGUCUGCCUGAAGAAGGGCUACUUGUGGCUUGUCCCGCCCAAAGGCAGUUUCAAGGUAAUCAGGGACGAUGGCUGCUUGCGGGAACACAUGUCAAAAGUAAUCAGUCACAAGGAAGCCUAUAUUGGAGUAUACCCGACAAAAGAUCAAGUUCAAAUCUAUGGCCGAGAGAAAGGAUGGGAAUACAGUGGAUUGAGAGCUGAACUUGGAUCUCUGAAGAUGGGGAGUGUAACACACUGCAGGCGCUGUGGCGUGCACGUCUUUACAGAUAUUUGGGGUCCACCCAUCACUAUCUUUGACAAACUACCCCCGGAGAGAAAGGCCCACGCUCUUGAGGUGUACCACAAGAAUAUCAGUCUUCUUCCGCUCAACGUGAGGGCUGUUGAAGGUUUCAAGCUACUAUCGGAGAGCCUUACCAUCAAGAGGUCAGAUGAGGGCGCCGAGGGCUAUGCUGAGCUACUCGAGCCCUGGCAAACUACAAAAGAAACAGAAAAGAUCAGUGGUGACCAAGCUUCAAUUUAG